This is a messenger RNA of Mizuhopecten yessoensis (Yesso scallop), 2871 nucleotides long. RefSeq lists its product as uncharacterized. The coding region runs from base 1 to 2871 and encodes 956 amino acids. NCBI's taxonomy places the organism in Eukaryota, Metazoa, Mollusca, Bivalvia, Pectinida, Pectinidae. The record is from RefSeq and is a predicted model, not a curated record. The transcript has 7 exons.
AUGAAGAUUAGUAGUAAAUACCUCACCAGCUCAGUCGGACAUCUCUACCCAUCACCCUACUCCAUUCUCUACAUCUUGAAGAUUAGUAGUAAAUACCUCACCAGCUCAGUCGGACAUUUCUACCCCUCACCCUACUCUAUUAUCUACAUCUUGAAGAUUAGCAGAAAAUACCUCACCAGCUCAGUCGGACAUCUCUAUCCCUCACCCUACUCCAUUAUCUACAUCUUGAAGAUUAGUAGUAAAUACCUCACCAGCUCAGUCGGACAUCUCUACCCAUCACCCUACUCCGUUAUCUACAUCUUCAAGAUUCGUAGUAAAUACCUCACCAGCUCAGUCGGACAUCUCUACCCAUCACCUCACUCCAUUAUCUACAUCUUCAAGAUUAGUAGUAAAUACCUCUUCAAAAACAGCUCAAUUAGUAGUAAAUACCUCACCAGCUCAGUCGGACAUCUCUACCCAUCACCCUACUCCGUUAUCUACAUCUUCAAGAUUCGUAGUAAAUACCUCACCAGCUCAGUCGGACAUCUCUACCCAUCACCCUACUCCAUUAUCUACAUCUUCAAGAUUAGUAGUAAAUACCUCUUCAAAAACAGCUCAGUUGGACAUCUCUACCCAUCGCCCUACUACAUUAUCUACAUCUUGAAGAUUAGAAGUAAAUACCUCACCAGCUCAGUCGGAUAUCUCUACCCAUCACCCCACUCCAUUAUCUACAUCUUGAAGAUUAGUAGUAAAUACCUCACCAGCUCAAUUAGUAGUAAAUACCUCACCAGCUCAGUCGGACAUCUCUACCCAUCACCCUACUCCAUUAUCUACAUCUUCAAGAUUAGUAGUAAAUACCUCACCAGCUUAGCGGGACAUCUCUACCCAUCACCUCACUCCAUUAUCUACAUCUUCAAGAUUAGUAGUAAAUACCUCACCAGCUCAGUCGGACAUCUCUACCCCUCACCCUACUCUAUUAUCUACACCUUGGAGAUUCGUAGUAAAUACUUCACCAGCUCAGUCGGACAUCUCUUCCCAUCACCCUACUCUAUUAUCUACAUCUUGGAGAUUAGAAGUAAAUACCUCACCAGCUCAGUCGGACAUCUCUACCUAUCACCCUACUCCAUUAUCUACAUCUUUAAGAUUCGUAGUAAAUACCUCACCAGCUCAGUCGGACAUCUCUAUCCCUCACCCUACUCUAUUAUCUACAUCUUGAAGAUUAGCAGAAAAUACCUCACCAGCUCAGUCGGACAUCUCUAUCCCUCACCCUACUCCAUUAUCUACAUCUUUAAGAUUAGCAGAAAAUACCUCACCAGCUCAGUCGGACAUCUCUAUCCCUCACCCUACUCCAUUAUCUACAUCUUUAAGAUUAGUAGUAAAUACCUCACCAGCUCAGUCGGACAUCUCUACCCAUCACCCUACUCCGUUAUCUACAUCUUCAAGAUUCGUAGUAAAUACCUCACCAGCUCAGUCGGACAUCUCUACCCAUCACCCUACUCCAUUAUCUACAUCUUCAAGAUUAGUAGUAAAUACCUCUUCAAAAACAGCUCAAUUCGUAGUAAAUACCUCACCAGCUCAGUCGGACAUCUCUACCCAUCACCCUACUCCAUUAUCUACAUCUUCAAGAUUAGUAGUAAAUACCUCUUCAAAAACAGCUCAGUUGGACAUCUCUAUCCCUCACCCUACUCCAUUAUCUACAUCUUUAAGAUUAGUAGUAAAUACCUCACCAGCUCAGUCGGACAUCUCUACCCAUCACCCUACUCCGUUAUCUACAUCUUCAAGAUUCGUAGUAAAUACCUCACCAGCUCAGUCGGACAUCUCUACCCAUCACCUUACUCCAUUAUCUACAUCUUCAAGAUUAGUAGUAAAUACCUCUUCAAAAACAGCUCAGUUGGACAUCUCUAUCCCUCACCCUACUCCAUUAUCUACAUCUUUAAGAUUAGUAGUAAAUACCUCACCAGCUCAGUCGGACAUCUCUACCCAUCACCCUACUCCGUUAUCUACAUCUUCAAGAUUCGUAGUAAAUACCUCACCAGCUCAGUCGGACAUCUCUACCCAUCACCUUACUCCAUUAUCUACAUCUUCAAGAUUAGUAGUAAAUACCUCUUCAAAAACAGCUCAAUUAGUAGUAAAUACCUCACCAGCUUAGCGGGACAUCUCUACCCAUCACCUCACUCCAUUAUCUACAUCUUCAAGAUUAGUAGUAAAUACCUCACCAGCUCAGUCGGACAUCUCUACCCAUCACCCUACUCCAUUAUCUACAUCUUCAAGAUUAGUAGUAAAUACCUCACCAGCUUAGCGGGACAUCUCUACCCAUCACCUCACUCCAUUAUCUACAUCUUCAAGAUUAGUAGUAAAUACCUCACCAGCUCAAUUAGUAGUAAAUACCUCUUCAAAAACAGCUCAGUUGGACAUCUCUACCCAUCGCCCUACUACAUUAUCUACAUCUUGAAGAUUAGAAGUAAAUACCUCACCAGCUCAGUCGGAUAUCUCUACCCAUCACCCCACUCCAUUAUCUACAUCUUGAAGAUUAGUAGUAAAUACCUCACCAGCUCAGUCGGACAUCUCUACCCCUCACCCUACUCUAUUAUCUACAUCUUGAAGAUUAGCAGAAAAUACCUCACCAGCUCAGUCGGACAUCUCUAUCCCUCACCCUACUCCAUUAUCUACAUCUUUAAGAUUAGUAGUAAAUACCUCACCAGCUCAGUCGGACAUCUCUACCCAUCACCCUACUCCGUUAUAUACAUCAUGAAGAUUCGUAGUAAAUACCUCACCAGCUCAGUCGGACAUCUCUACCCAUCACCUUACUCCAUUAUCUACAUCUUCAAGAUUAGUAGUAAAUACCUCUUCAAAAACAGCUCAAAUGUGGAAUUCAACGGUGUGUCCCAAUAA